Eimeria necatrix is the source of this 912-nucleotide messenger RNA. RefSeq lists its product as hypothetical. The record is from RefSeq and is a predicted model, not a curated record. Bases 1 to 912 code for a protein of 303 amino acids. Lineage: Eukaryota; Apicomplexa; Conoidasida; Eucoccidiorida; Eimeriidae. The transcript has 2 exons.
AUGGAUGGUAUUCUUGCAGCAGCUGUAAAGGCAGCUGAAGGGGCCCUUAAGUUCGGGCACCCCACAGGCUAUGCCUGGCUGCAAACUGUGCGGGAUAUGAAGCGGCUGACGGGGCUGAUGAUGCACUGGCGACUUCAGCUGUACCUACAGGUGACCGUGCUGCUGCUGCUGCUGCUGCUGCUGCUGCUGGUGCUGCUGCUGCUGCUGCUGCUGCUGCUGGUUUUGCUUGCUGCAGUAUUUUUUGGUUGCGCGAAUGAACUGCAGCUGCAUCUGCUGCUGGAGCAUCAACAGCAGUUUGACGCCUCAGGCGUUCCUCCACACUCGCUGCAGCAGCAGCAGAAGCAACAAAAGCAGCAGCAGCAGCAGCAGAAGCAACAGAAGCAGCAGCAGCAGCAGCAGCGCUCUGCGCUUGCUGCAGUACUUGCGGCUUUCAGCUGCCGCACAUACGACGUUUUUUGCUGCAGCAGCUGCGCUUGCUAUGCUGAUAGAGCUUCCUGCAGCAGCAGCUUGCUGCAGUGCUUAGCAGCAGCAGCAGCAGCAGCAGCAGCAGCAGCAGCAACUGUGCGUUUGUGUGUGUGUGGCUGUGUGCUGCUGCUGCUGCAGCAAAAGCCGCCAAUGCCGGGCAGCAGCAUUUGGUCUUACUACUCCGGCCCCGAAUGCGGGCCCGCGUUUGGAGUUGCUGCUGCUCGCGUGCUGCUGCUGCUGCUGCUGGAGCCGCUGCUGCUGCAGCGGCUGCAGGCCUACCGGCGGCUUUGCUGCUGCAUGCAGCAGCAGCUGGGAUUUGCUGCAGCUUUUGCUUCCCCGCUGCGGCUGUUUGCUGCUGCGCUGCUGCUGUUUGAUUUCUUCCCCAUGGCCUGCUGGCCCCUCACCCACUUAGCCAUUUACAGGUGCCGCUGCUUCUUUGCUUCCUAA